ACUAAGCCGAACAGAGUAUACUCCUUCCUGCUUCCCAUCUCAAAGCAGCUGCAUGAUUUCCUGAGGAUGCUGUUGCUGGAGCUAGGGAUAAAGGCUCAUUUAUAACACAACAACCUGCAAGUCUCCAGUUUCUAUUCUUCCUCGUUCCUUCUGCCUUCCCCUCCCCCACUUUGCACCAGAGGAGCCAAAUUUAGGCGUGCUUUAAACAGUUUGAGGACUAAUCUGAAAGAGGAAGAAGAAUCUGUAUACAUUGGCUAGCAUAUGUGCCCUGCCCUCUCUCCUCUUGAAAAUAGCGACAACUCGUCUUUUCAAAGAAGCCGGCCUAAAGAGCAGGAGCCCUGUGAAUGGAGUGUGCUUUCAGGACUGUCCAGAGUAUUCGGUUCUCCAAGGAACGGGUAGAUUGGAUUUACUGAAGACUUGGAGCUUGCUUCUGAGAGUAAAUGCAAAAGGACCUUAAACUGUCAACCUUGAAGUUAGCAGAUCUUGGCUGCACUGACAACCUCAAUUGGCUAUCUGAAUAUCUGUCACUGAUGAAAGGGAGACCAAAAGGAAGAGUUAGGCUUGAUCUGAAAUUACAUCAUAAGGAGCACUGACCACUAACCAGGUACACUCGUGAAGGGUACUGCAGUGCCAGAAAGAGGUACCAAGCAGACAUUACCAGAGAAAGAUGGAUGGAGUCGGAAAUCUGACAGUAUCUCCUGCCAGUAAUAAUACAUGCAAUGACACUAUUGAUGACUUCCGCAAUCAAGUGUAUUCUACCUUGUACUCUAUGAUCUCCGUUGUGGGCUUCUUUGGCAACAGCUUUGUGCUGUAUGUCCUCAUCAAAACAUAUCAUGAGAAGUCAGCCUUCCAAGUAUACAUGAUUAAUUUAGCAGUUGCAGAUCUACUGUGCGUAUGUACACUGCCUCUCCGUGUGGUCUAUUAUGUUCACAAAGGCAUUUGGCUCUUUGGUGACUUUUUGUGCCGGCUCAGCACCUAUGCCUUGUAUGUCAACCUCUAUUGUAGCAUCUUCUUUAUGACAGCAAUGAGCUUUUUCCGGUGCAUUGCAAUUGUUUUCCCAGUCAAGAACAUUAAUUUGGUUACACAGAAAAAAGCCAGGUUUGUAUGUGCUGGCAUUUGGAUUUUUGUAAUUUUGACCAGUUCUCCAUUUUUAACAGCCACAUCUUACAAAGAUGAGAAAAAUAAUACCAAGUGCUUUGAGCCUCCACAAGACAAUCAAGCUAAAAAACAUGUUUUGGUCUUGCACUAUGUGUCAUUGUUUGUUGGAUUUAUCAUUCCUUUUGUUAUUAUAAUUGUCUGUUACACAAUGAUCAUUUUGACUUUACUAAAAAAUUCAAUGAAGAAAAAUCUAUCAAGUCGUAAAAAGGCUAUAGGAAUGAUCAUAGUUGUGACAGCUGCCUUUUUGAUCAGCUUCAUGCCAUAUCAUAUUCAACGCACCAUCCACCUUCAUUUUUUACACAAUGAAACUAAACCCUGUGAUUCUGUCCUUAGAAUGCAAAAGUCAGUGGUCAUAACCUUGUCUCUGGCUGCAUCAAAUUGUUGCUUUGACCCUCUCCUAUAUUUCUUUUCAGGGGGGAAUUUUAGGAGAAGGCUGUCUACAUUUAGAAAGCAUUCUUUGUCCAGCAUGACUUAUGUAUCCAAGAAGAGGGUCUCCUUGCCAGAAAAAGGAGAAGAAAUAUGUAAAGAAUAGUUUAAACCCAUCUACAUGAAUGAAAAGAGUUUCCCAAACAAGUAUUUUCUCAAAUCAUUUACAAUAAAAAUAAGAAUUUCCAUUAAUAAUUUACAAAUACUUAACUGAAUGUGUGCCUAUAAAUCUAUCUCAUUUAUUCAUCCACAUUAUUAGAGCUCCCAAAGAUAUUUUAAGUGUUAAAAAUUCAGUCCACAAGGGGCUGGCCCCGUGGCCGAGUGGUUAAGUUCGCGCGCUCCGCUGCAGGCGGCCCAGUGUUUCGUUGGUUCGAAUCCUGGGCGCGGACAUGGCA
Molecule: messenger RNA, 1979 nt
Organism: Equus caballus (horse)
Lineage: Eukaryota; Metazoa; Chordata; Mammalia; Perissodactyla; Equidae
Source: RefSeq, a predicted model, not a curated record